This is a messenger RNA of Megalopta genalis, 4670 nucleotides long. It is a transcript of the gene bru3, whose product is annotated as CUGBP Elav-like family member bruno 3. The record is from RefSeq and is a predicted model, not a curated record. Gene Ontology annotation, molecular function: oxidoreductase activity; RNA binding. NCBI's taxonomy places the organism in Eukaryota, Metazoa, Arthropoda, Insecta, Hymenoptera, Halictidae.
UACUCUCCCUCCGAUAGUCGUGCCGAGCCGACGUUCGCCACCACCGCUGCCGCGCCGCUACCCUACCACCGAUUUCGAGCAAGCAACUCCCUCGGUUUCUACCUCCUCGCCCCCUUUAGCCUUCCGGCGGGCAUCCACCCGUGCGCGUUACCAGCCAGCAGCGAUCCCCACGGCCACGACCGAGAACCGAGACCGAACGAGAGUCGUCGGCUCUCCGCCAGUCAGCUAUCCGACUCGCCGCCACGCCACGCCACGCCACGCCGCGCGCUGCGUGUGUUUUUUCGAAAUCGUGUCGCCCAAAAACGUCUGUGAAACAGAACCUAUCCAGCCGUCCCUUUCUCCACGCGAGGUGGUCCGCAAAGUAGAUACUUGUGCGCGCCUGUGUUCCCGUGCGCGGCUUGCUACCACACUAUUCCCCGCAGGUCCUCUUGUUUACCCCUCUCGUGGCGGUGUGCUCUCUCGACAGUGGGACGAAUCGUCGUCGAACAGAGAUCGAGAACAGAGAAAAAAAAGAAACGUUUGACGUUUGGCGCAAUCGACUGUAACCGGGAGUGAGACCAAAGGAAAAGGGAGCCGUGUCCAGUUGCAUGUUAUCCAGGAGGAGAAGGAAGUAAAAGAACGCUGGCCGGAGGGCGCGGAGGCGGGUGACACGCAUGUACGCUACGCACCGCGCUUUACACAGCACCCACACAAACACACAUACAUACACCAGUGACGCGCAGCGGAGGAAGUUCGCAGAGCGACGCACGUCGCCGGCCUUGUGUGGUGAUCGUCCUCGUGGUUACCUUCGACGUCCUUGUACCUCGUGUGGCACGUGUGCGUGCGGCGGCGUAGGACACCCAUUGGUCAGCCACGCAUAUGGAUCAUAGAUGAACCGUCCUAUUCAAGUGAAGCCGGCGGACAGUGAAAACCGCGGAGAGUGCAUGAUGGACGACGGGAGCACCAGUGCCAUCUUCUGGAAGUAGGAGGCACCGGUGGCGGCCGCUGAAGACAGAAAGCUGUUCGUGGGAAUGCUCAGCAAGCAACAAACCGAAGACGAUGUCAGAAAGUUGUUCACUGCCUUUGGCACAAUAGAGGAGUGUACCAUCCUCCGAGGACCUGACGGCAGUAGCAGAGGCUGUGCAUUCGUGAAACUUUCGUCACAUCAAGAAGCGCUAGCGGCAAUCAAUUCCUUACACGGUAGCCAAACUAUGCUGGGUGCGUCAUCCAGCUUAGUGGUAAAAUUUGCAGAUACUGAGAAAGAGAGACAACUAAGACGCAUGCAGCAAAUGGCCGGGAACAUGGGCCUCCUUCACCCUUUUGUCUUCAACCAGUUCGGCGCUUACGGCGCUUAUGCUCAGCAGCAAGCGGCUCUCAUGGCUGCUGCGACAGCACAGGGGACGUACAUCAACCCGAUGGCGGCGUUAGCCACCGGACAAUUGCCGCACGCGUUAAAUGGCAUACCGAACCCCGUGGUCCCGCCGACUUCCGGUUUGCUCGUAGGUACCGGUACAGGGCAGCCGGUUAACGGUGCGAUACCGUCGUUACCGUCGCCAACGAUGCCCAAUUUCAACAUGGCUGCACAAACACCUAACGCUGCAACGGCAGGUUCGGCGGAUCCAGGUGUCUACACCAACGGGAUACCGCAGACCUACCCGGGACAUGCCCUCCAUCUGUCCAUUUCAGCACAAGGGCUGCCCAACGGGGAGGCGGCACUCCAGCAUGCCGCCGCGUAUCCCGGAAUGCAAGCCUACUCCGGUGUCGCUUAUCCUGCCGUCUACAGCCAGUUUCCUCAAGCUAUUCCACAGCCGAUGACCGCCGUGGCGCCGACGCAGAGAGAAGGAUGCUCUCUCUCAGGACCCGAGGGCUGCAACCUGUUCAUCUAUCACCUGCCUCAAGAGUUUGGGGACACUGAGCUCAUGCAGACGUUCAUCCCUUUUGGCAACGUCAUAUCCUCCAAGGUUUUCAUCGACCGGGCCACCAACCAGAGUAAAUGUUUCGGUUUCGUGUCGUUCGACAAUCCAGGGAGCGCGCAGCAGGCAAUUCAAUCAAUGAAUGGCUUCCAGAUAGGGAUGAAACGUUUAAAAGUCCAGUUAAAGAGGCCCAAGGACGCAAGCCGGCCAUACUAACCAAAGUCCUAGCUUAGAGAAACUGGACGAUAUGCACCGUACAUCAUAACUUACAGAAUGUCGUACAAGAACACGGGCUCAUUGAACGCUCGACGAUCAGAAGUGACGAGUUUGAAUCGCCGUUACAACGCUCUCCACUAUAAUAACCUAGUACACUAGUUAGACAAUUAAUUAGAGGAUAAAAAUUAGGAGUCAGAGUAAAGCGACUUCGCCUGCAGUCACACGGCGAGAACGAAGAGGCUGAUGCUAGAACAUCGGAUGUCCAGAGCUGAACUCAGUACGAAAGAUACCAAGAAACGAGUACGAUGCACGCUUCCACGCUCUCGAAUGUUCAGACGAACCGGAUUGUUCCCUAGGAACGGUGUCGCUAUCUUCGCGGUCCUAUUCGCGGCCAGGAUAUCCCAUAAUCCCCCGCUGACCCUUUCUACGCCCUUGUCCCCCCUCAUUCUCGAAGCGUACUGCCAAAUAUGAACAGUAUCGAACGAAUGGCCCCCCAUCUACAAACCUAGAAGAAAAACGUCCUAGCGCGCGACUCCGAGGUCUGAUCAUUCGUGAAGCCUAGCCGAGAGCCUGUUGUCUCUCGUUCAGAUUAUCAUUCCGAUGACACGUUAAGUCCUAGUUUAAUAUAAUUGUAUAACGUUCAAGACGGGUGACCUUCCACUAAUCACUGAUGAAGAACACUCUUAGUUCCUGAGAACAGCGGCGCGGCCGUUGAAAAGUUAACUAUUACGGUCCGAGUUAGAGCUGAUGGGGCAAUAGCUCUUCGGACCCGUGGGAAAAAGAAAAACGAAUUCAGUUUACGGGCAACUUCGCUGAGCUUUCAUUUCCGAAUCAUAGGAAGCAAACCAACGUUGACUCUAGUAGAAUUCCACGCAGCUUUAGGGUCUAGGUACGCGCGAUCGCUGUUACGCGAUAUUCGACAUAGAGCGACGUCAUUAGGAUCGUCGUCCAGGGUCGGGCGGCCUUCUGGUCAAAGCCGACGACGCGCAGUAUUCGCAGUCUCUCCUAACGCAAACUUGUCAAUCACAUAUACAGGGUGCUCGUCUUACGCAACGUCUAAAAAUGGAAAAAGAGAAAACUUUCUAAAACGAACGAAACUACGUAUGAGAACAAUGAAAACACGUUCUACCUGCAUACACUUACGGAAUCGGGCGCUCCCGCGCACGAUUUGUAGUCACACAAUAUACGUACUCAUGUGACAACAUGGAAUCAGUGCCGAACCGACGUUCGUGGGUUAUCGGUUCUUCUUACUUAUAUAUAUUCUUAUAUAUUACUUAUAUAUUCUUUUUUUAUAUAUGAUAUUUAAAAAAGAAUCGCCAGUGCCGUGUCAAAGCGAAGUUAUCUUGAAGUCCGGUCGUCCACGUCACAGCGCUCGUUUUCCAUGUAUAGAAUCUUGUAUUAUUAUGGUUGCCCCUCAUAUUGCCAUCGCCAUCUCGUCAUUACGAUUACGAUCACGAUAAUCGAUCGCCCGUUCGUCGCUAACGCGUGAAGUCAGCGUGCGAUUAUGCCGGCCGUUGGUUUCAUUUCGAAACGAAGGAUCAUCGAACCAGGAUCGCGACGCUUCGCGAUCGAUUGGGGAUCGGGGUCCCGUUGUUGCUUCCCGGUCUCCGUGGCUCGAUCACCCAUCAAAAUCGUUCACGUUUUAAUUGACUAGACACGCAUCGCCCGAGAAAUGUCAAUUAGGCUGUGAUUAUCCAAACAAACGAACACGGGGGUAGGAAGAAGGCGAAAAUGCCGGCGACAUUGGUAAAGAGUCCUUCUUAACGCGCGAAGAAGCGGAUGAUCAUCUGGGACCGGUUCGGUGCAUAUAUCAUUUGCUUUCCUAGAACUUUGCUUGCCUAGUCGGAGAGUCUAGUCAUUUUUUGUACAUUACUUGCCGAGUAUUCUAACGUAUUUAUUUAUUUGUUGUUCCGUUUCGCGAAUCGCGCGGAUGCAAGAAAACGCUUUCAUCGAUUAAGUAGCGAUUCGAAGUCGAAGUACUUGAACAUUACACGGGGACAAUUGAAUUCUAGUCGAAGGAAAUGCGAUUUUCUCUUUCGGUGUCAACUUACGAUUAACUGUUUAUUUAUUGUUCGAACGUUCUCGCGGGUUUCUCGAAUUAUACUCGCGAGUUUACUGUUGCGAGCGUUACGAUCUAGUCGUCUGCCAGCGAGCAGCUUAUACGUUUAAGUGUAUUGUUCCUUGUUUGUUUUUGUUGACUUGUUCGUGCAAUAGAGGUCUAGAGGGGACCGCCGAGAUCCCAUCCAGAGCAAACAGAUGCAAGCCGAGCGAAACGCAUUUCGCGCUUUAACUGGCACGAGAUCACGGAAUUUUUGCCUGCCGCUCGAAUGGCGAAUAGUGCUCACCCGAUGAUCGAGCGCUUUUCCUUAGCACGAUAAAUAAAACAUUCAGACAUUUAACGAGCGGUGCCCUGUCGAAUCACGUAGUUUCGAUGCGAGUGACGAUCGCGGACAAAAGUCGGAUAUAAAUGGGACAGCGCUGAAAAGAGAGAAAGAGAAAUAGAUGAAGAGAGGAAGUUAGAGAUGUAGGGGGGAUGAAUGGGGGUUAUUAAAUGAAAAAAAA